Molecule: messenger RNA, 2092 nt
Organism: Uranotaenia lowii
Lineage: Eukaryota; Metazoa; Arthropoda; Insecta; Diptera; Culicidae
Gene: Nup54
Product: probable nucleoporin Nup54
Exons: 4
Coding region: 164-1972 (602 amino acids)
Biological process (GO): nuclear pore organization; protein localization to nuclear inner membrane; NLS-bearing protein import into nucleus
Cellular component (GO): nuclear pore central transport channel; nuclear pore
Molecular function (GO): structural constituent of nuclear pore
Source: RefSeq, a predicted model, not a curated record
AGCGAUCGCGAGGCCGAAAUUGGCAUCCCGUUUUGUUAUUCGAAAUUGUGCUCCUCGAAAAGUGUUAAUUUUUGGUUUAUUUGCCACCUUCUUUCUCGCAAAACGUAACCGUUCAAUAGUAAAGAAAUUUCCUAUCCAUAGAAGUGUUUAAAAGUGCACAGCGAUGUCGUUCAACUUUGGAAAUACGAGCACUACUGGACUGGGAUCGACGAGCACUCCGGCAAAGCCUGGCUUCGGAAACUUUAGCUUCGGAGCACCACAGGCUUCGACGCCGGCUUUCGGUGCUACCCAGACGGUAACAAGUACCGCGCCUUCGCUGUUCGGUGGCCAAGCUGCCAAUACCACAACCAACACGGCUUUCGGAGGAUUUGGGGGAGCCACGGCUCCCACGGCCGCCAGUACUUCGGCGUUCUCUUUCGGAACUAAUACUGCACCGGUAGCUGCGGCAGCGCCAGCUUUCGGAGGAUUUGGAACGGCAGCCACCUCAACGGCAGGUGCGACUGGCUUCGGAGGAUUUGGGGCGACUGCUACAACUUCAGCUGCAACCGGAUUUGGAGGUUUUGGAACAACGGCGACUACUAGUGCUCCCGCCUUUGGCGGAUUCGGAGGAUUCGGAACAACCACAACCAGUUCGGCUCCGUCCCUAUUUGGACAGACAAACACUAAUACCAACACCGGUUUCGGAGGUUUUGGCACCUCGUUUGGAGCAGGAGCUUUUGGCCAACAACCGGCCAACCCGGGGCUAGCUUUUGGGCAAACGUUCCAGCAACAGCAGCAGCAACAACAGCAGCAACCUGCCCUCACCCCGGAGGAAGCCUUCGCCCAGUCAAUUUUCAAUGUUUCGAUCUUUGGAGAUGAACGCGAUACGGUUAUCGCCAAAUGGAACUACCUUCAGGCCAUGUUGGGCACCGGUAAAGCCUUCUACUCGCCUACAAAUCCUCCGGUGGAUAUCACAUCUAGUAACUACCUUUGUCGGUUUAAAACCAUGGGCUACACAAAGUUACCCGGGAAGGAAAAUAAAGCUGGACUCGUUGGUCUCACCACGAACAAAUCUGCCGGUCAAGUAAAGGAUCAGCAGCAGCAAUUCGUUACCAGCCUUGGUCAAAUUUUCGGCAGUAAACCCAAUUUGGCAAUAACCGUCGAUAGUAUCAAAUCCUUGGGAGAAAAUAAGUGUCAAAUCAUAAUUUAUGUUGAGGAAAAGUCCACCACUUCCAACGAAACGAAACGUGUCCUAGCUACGGAAGUUUCCAACUAUCUCAAUCAACCGACCCCGAAACAACAGCUUUCCACCCUUGGUGUGGAAUCAGUCGUCGCACUCGUUCUUCCCGAAGAAGAUCAACUGAAAGAAUAUCUCGACAAUCCACCAAAAGGAAUCGACCCGCGGAUGUGGCAACAAGCCAAAAUCGAUAACCCCGACCCUAAGCGAUUCAUACCGGUACCCAUGGUAGGCUUCCAGGAUCUCAAGUGGCGCAUCAAGUGCCAGGAAGGUGAAACAGACAUCCACAUAUCCUACCUGGACAAGGUCGAAAAGGAAAUAGCUCAACUGAAACAGAGACACACAAAUACCACUGCCAAAAUUAUGGAACAUCGUCGCAAAUUCGCCGAGCUAAGCCAUCGAAUCCUCAAAAUCAUUGUCAAACAGGAAAGCACCCGCAAAAUGGGUCUGUCACUUUCGCCCGAGGAGGAAAUCAUUCGUAGCAAGUUGGAAAAUAUGCAUGCCCUAGUGUCCACCCCAACGCAGUUCAAGGGCAAGCUGAGCGAGCUACUUUCGCAGAUGCGCAUGCAACGGAACCAGUGGGCCCAUACCGGUGGGGUUAACGAGUACACGCUUGAUAAAGAAUCUUCUGAGGAAAUGAAAAACUUUUUGACCAUGCAACAAAAAGCGAUGUCCUUUCUGGUGGAGACGGUCAACAAAGAUCUCAAGGAUCUGAAGAUCAUUUCCGACGGUAUGUCUCGAUUGAUACAAAGCUAAACGGCUGUCUCUGCUAAGCUGAUGGUGAGUACGUCUUUUUUUUUUUAUUUCCAAUUCAAGCUAUUCUCACGAUAUGAAAUUAUGAUGCACAUUAAAUUGUUAUUGUCAGUACAUAAAAUA